Molecule: messenger RNA, 1617 nt
Organism: Micromonas pusilla CCMP1545
Lineage: Eukaryota; Viridiplantae; Chlorophyta; Mamiellophyceae; Mamiellales; Mamiellaceae
Product: glycosyltransferase family 2 protein
Exons: 3
Coding region: 1-1617 (538 amino acids)
Source: RefSeq, a predicted model, not a curated record
AUGGCGUCGCGGGCGACGCUCCUCGCGCGCGCGAGCGAGUCUGCGAGCGCCGAGGCAGCAAUUUCUACGACUCAGUACGACUCUCGCGUCGCUCUCAUCCGAAAUUCGCAAGUUGUCAAUUCUCAUUCGUGCCGAGUUCGCCCGGGCCGUCGUCAGAUCUGUCCGCGCGGAGACACGACGACGCGACCGACGAUGUCCGGUCACGUCCGCGUCCGCGUCUCGCCGCCGACGUCGCGCGUCCUCGCGGCGUCGCGCGCGCGCGCGCUCCGGGGAAUCAGAAACAGAAUCACCCUCCCCUCGAGCGUAGUCGUAAAACGCGUCGAGCGCGCGCGCGUCGGCGUCGGCGUCGGCGUCGGCGUCGUCGCGUCGUUCGUGCGCUCGAACCCGCACCUCAUCGCGCGCGGGGCGCCGUCGCCACCGCGAUCGUCGAGCGGCGACGGCGGCGGGAGAGAAGGCGGGAAAGAAGCGCCGGGGGAGACGCCGGGGAAGAAGAAGGACUCGUCGACAUCAUCGAAAUCGAACGCGUCGUCGCCGUCGUCGGGAGCUGAGGAGUACGCGAAAUCGCGCUCGCUGUACGAGAAAGAGCUCGAAGAGGCGCUGUCGUGGCGGACGUGGGGGGAGGUGGACUACUCCAAGAUCACCCCCGGCGGCGGAGGAGGAGGAGGAGGAGGAGGAGGAGGAGGAGGAGGCGGCGGCGGCGGCGGCGGCGGCGACUCGGGCGGGCGGCGCCGGCGACCCCCGAGGGAUCCUUUCCCGUGGGCGUUCUGGCUCCUCGCGCUCGCGACGCUCGCCGCCGCGGUCGGGUACUACGUCGAGCACGAGCCGCGGUACGAAGAGCCAGGAGACGACCAGGGAGUUGACGCGAUCGUCGACGAGGCGACGGGAGAGACGGUCCCGCGACCGCCGCCGUCAGGCGCGUCCUUUCCUCUUCACAUUGACUGGUCCCCAUACGACCGCGUCGGCGUGGUGAACGCCGAGUCGUGCGUCGCGCGCGUCUUGAAGCACCUGUCCACGCUCGACCCGCCCCCCGCCGAGAUCAUCGUCAGCGUCGGCGACUCCGCGGACGCGACCGCCGCGAUCGCGACCGAGCACGGCGCGAAGGUGGUCGCGGGCGCGCGCGGCCGAAGCAAACAGAUGAACGACGGCGCCGCCGCCGCGAGCGGCGACGUCGUGCUCUUUCUCCACGCGGACACGACGGUGCCGAGCGACGCGGUGACGGUCGCGCGCGAGACGUUCGCGAACGACGCGCGCGUCGUCGCCGGCGGGUUCGUCUCGCUGUUAGAGCGCGCGGACAAGACGUUCUGGUUCUUGUCCUUCCACAACGUCGUCAAGAGCUUCUUAUACCCCGCGCUGUUGAAGGCGCGUCCUAUCUCGCACUGGGUCCCUCGCGUUCAAUCCCCGCCCGCGUCGCCUUUCAACUCCGCUUCUGACGCCUUUCAACUCCACCCCGACAAUGCUUCGUAUGGACCCUCGACCCUGAAGCCGAGAGCGUUCGCGAAGGGCUACCGCGUUCUUUUCGGCGACCAAGCGAUGUUCGUCCGCGCGGUGGACUUCCGCUACGUCGGCGGGGUGCGUUCUUCUCACACUGGUCCCCAUACGACCCCGUUCGCGUGGUGA